GUCCGCCUUAUCUUCUCCGCAAAAGCUCGGGGGCUCUCAGAGAGCCACAGUCCUAGUCUCCAACCGCAGAGGUCACCGGAAAAUGGUGGCGACAAUGUUUACUUCUCUCUCCACCCUCUCUGUCACACCAAAGCCGUACUCAUCCCAAGCCUUCACCAAACGAACUCAUUACAACGUCUCUUACUCGUUCUCACUCCGUCAAUCGCAACGGACUCUGAGGUUCGACACUGCGAAUACAAGUCCAGCUUCGAAGAGACGAUUCUUUCCUCUAUGUUUCUACAAAGAUGGCGAUAAAUCUGGAGGCGAAUUUGAACAAAGGGAAAGUGGAGUAGAUUGGCCUAUCCAGCAACGGUGGGAUGUGCCUUGGAAGUGGCAGACAAUUUCCUUGACUUCAUUUGCAUGUGGAUUAGGUUUUGUUUUGACAGGACUGAUAGAGACAGCGGCCAUACCACUUCUUGGUCUGCAAAUUGGGGAAUUAAGUUUGGAUGAAAAGGCGGAAAUAUUGUUUGUGGACCAAACCAUUACGACUGCAGUUGUACUUGGAGUCCUCUUUAGUCUUGCAAACUCAUUUGAGCCUCUUCCUGAUGAUAUAUUUCGAUAUGAUUGGAGGGAACCAUUAAAUCUUGAGAAAGGAUGGCUCUUGUGGGCAGGAAUUGGCCUUGUGGGAGCCCUAGUUGCUAUUGCAUUAACAGGAGCUCUGAUGUCCUUGUUUAGUGGUGAGACCCCACAAAGAGAGACUGAUGCUCUUGUUCGCUUGCUUCCAUUGAUUGGAUCUUCAAGUGUCAGCACGGUCUGCCUGUUGGGCAUCACGGGUGUUCUUGCUCCACUUCUUGAGGAGACCGUCUUUAGAGGUUUUUUAAUGGUGUCUCUUACAAAGUGGUUGUCUACACCACUUUCUGUCCUUGUCAGUGCUGCAGUAUUUGCCGUUGCACAUCUGACUCCUGGGGAAUUUCCCCAGUUGUUUGUACUUGGUAUAGUCUCUUGAUAUUGAAAAAUUGACCUAGAUUUAUGCUGCAGAAAAUUGGAUUUCUAAAAAAAGUUCAAAAAUAGGGAAAAAAAUCAACGAGAGACCAGUGCUAAAUGAAUAUUUCUCAUCAUAUUCUAGUUUCCGAUGUUGACAAAUUUCAUUUAUAGUUGUUCCAUACCUUCAAGUGUUCAUUUGGCAUGUAGUGAAAUGGUUAAUGUGUCCCUGCAAUUUUUAGUUGGUCGAUGCAAAAUAAUUAAUUUUGUAUAUCCAAUCAUACAGCUACCUAUGGAAUCUUGAUUAUUCUGGCAAUUGCAAAGAAAUUGAGCACGGCUACAAUAUAUUUAACAAUCUUCUAACGUAACAUGGAUACCAUCUCAACGACAGAGUGCUUUAUGGUUGAAGCUGAUGUUAUGCCAGCCUUCCUAUACCUGCUAAACUUAAGUAUCAAAUUUGAGAGAAACUAACAUAAUCUCAUAUGAUAGGGAUUGCUUUGGGAUUUUCAUAUGCUCAAACUCAUAACCUUCUCACCCCCAUUACAAUACACGCUCUUUGGAACUCGGGGGUUAUCUUGCUUCUCACCUUUCUUCAGAUCCAAGGAUAUGAUAUCAAGGAAUUGUUGCAGGCAUCUUGAUGGAGUAUGUGUUAUCCUCCAUAGGGGUAAGGAGCUUGUGCCGGUUGGCUCCUUUGGUUUGUCUCCUUGUUCAAGACAGGUUUUUCCCCCUUUCCUACAUAACAUGAAAGGAAAAUGAGUAGUGAUAGUCGAUGUUGAAUGUCAAAAGUUGAUAACUUCAUGCAAUUCUUAGUGGUGAGACCAGGAAGAAGACAUUGUUUAUGUACAACUACAUUAUGACAGGCUUAUUUACCCAAAAAAAAACAAGCGAACAUUAUGGCAGGCAUAUUAAAUUACCACCUGUUGGAAAUUUCCUAAAAACUGUGGUGCAAGAUGUGGCCUUGAUAUAGAGCAAGUAGAUGCCUUCAAUUGAAUUAUACUAGUUACCACUUGUAGGACUUGCUAUUCAUUAUGAACUUGGCAGUGGCAGUGCCAUGUGGUACCGAAACCUGAUGAAAAAUUGUCAUAACACUUGUUUG
Messenger RNA from Ilex paraguariensis (yerba mate), 2056 nucleotides. The record is from the annotation of a GenBank genome assembly. NCBI's taxonomy places the organism in Eukaryota, Viridiplantae, Streptophyta, Magnoliopsida, Aquifoliales, Aquifoliaceae.